Messenger RNA from Austrofundulus limnaeus, 1150 nucleotides. RefSeq names its product high mobility group box 1b (gene hmgb1b). Gene Ontology annotation, biological process: regulation of transcription by RNA polymerase II. Gene Ontology annotation, cellular component: nucleus. Lineage: Eukaryota; Metazoa; Chordata; Actinopteri; Cyprinodontiformes; Rivulidae. The transcript has 5 exons. The record is from RefSeq and is a predicted model, not a curated record. Gene Ontology annotation, molecular function: DNA binding. Bases 118 to 714 code for a protein of 198 amino acids.
CCGGAGCCCAGUACACCGGAAAAACAUUGACGAAUCCCCACAGCCAAAAGAGCGCGCAGCGACGGUGCUCCUCGUCCCAUUGUUUGAGACGUACAGCUGUCCGGAGGGUAAGCCAAGAUGGUGAAGGAUCCAAAGAAGCCGAGGGGCAAAAUGUCCUCUUAUGCCUAUUUUGUGCAAACAUGCCGGGAGGAGCAUAAGAAGAAGCACCCUGAUGCUUCUGUCAACUUUUCAGAAUUCUCCAAAAAAUGCUCUGAGAGAUGGAAGACUAUGUCACCAAAAGAGAAGGGCAAGUUUGAAGAUAUGGCCAAACAAGACAAGGUGCGCUAUGAGAAGGAAAUGAAGAACUAUGUGCCCCCUAAGGGUCAGAAGAAGAAGCGAUUUAAGGACCCUAAUGCUCCCAAGAGACCGCCGUCUGCUUUCUUUAUUUUCUGUGCUGACUUUCGGCCCAAGGUAAAGGGUGAGAAUCCCGGCCUUUCCAUCGGAGACACCGCAAAGAAGCUUGGCGAGAUGUGGAACAGCUUAUCUGCAGAAGAAAAGCAGCCGUAUGAAAAGAAGGCUUCCAAGUUGAAGGAGAAGUACGACAAAGAUAUUGUGGCGUACCGCACAAAGGGCAAAGUAGAUUCAGCAUCCGCUGCUGCAGCUGAUGACGACGACGAGGAAGAGGAGGAGGGAGAGGAGGAUGAGGAAGAAGAGGAGGAGGAAGAUGAUGAGUAGAAUGCAUCAAGAUGGGACCUGAAGUUUUGUUUAUGCCAUAUAAUCUUAAUGUACUCAGUUCAGUAUCUUGAAUCAAACGUCCAAUUGAACAAGAAACAUGUAUAUUUAAUGUUUUUAUGAUGUACAGUGUUAAUCUCCCUUUUUUUGUAAAGGUAACACUACAUAUCCUAAGUUUCAACUUUUUCUAGUGGUAGUUCUUUAUUCCUGCCAUACUGUAUAACUAUUUAGAAAGACUACAUAUCAGUAUGAAAGUAACUAGUCUUUAGGUGUUACAACUCAAAAAUGAGUUUUCUAAGUUGGUAGUGUAUUUUUUGUUUUGAAAAUUAUUUUUGUAUGUGCUGUCCAACUGUCUUUUUAUUGUUGUUUGAAUACCACUCUAAUAUCAAAUGCAGCUGUUGACAUUCAAGAAUGUCUUCAAUAAAAGUUUUUUUUAAUG